Capsella rubella is the source of this 726-nucleotide messenger RNA. Its product is annotated as cytochrome b5. Gene Ontology annotation, molecular function: heme binding. Lineage: Eukaryota; Viridiplantae; Streptophyta; Magnoliopsida; Brassicales; Brassicaceae. Gene Ontology annotation, cellular component: membrane; intracellular membrane-bounded organelle. The record is from RefSeq and is a predicted model, not a curated record. The transcript is spliced from 3 exons. The coding region runs from base 109 to 516 and encodes 135 amino acids.
CAGUUAUUGCGUGGUCGACCAAAUCGAAAACCUCAAAAAAAAAAAACCAAAAGAAAAAAAGGAGAGAAAAAUCGAAGAGCUUUCUACCGCUACCCGUUGCAGAGGAAGAUGCCGACUCUCACAAAACUUUACUCCAUGGAAGAAGCCGCUACACACAACAAGCAAGAUGACUGCUGGGUCGUCAUCGACGGCAAGGUCUAUGAUGUAACCUCGUAUAUGGAUGAGCAUCCUGGAGGAGACGAUGUGCUUCUUGCUGUCACAGGCAAAGAUGCAACGGAUGACUUUGAAGAUGCAGGACACAGCAAAGAUGCUAGGGAACUCAUGGAGAAGUAUUUUAUUGGCGAGCUAGACGAAUCUUCUGUACCCGAAAUACCAGAGCUUAAGAUCUUCAAGAAGGAACAGCCAACAGACUCUGUUCAGAAGCUUGUUGACUUGACAAAGCAAUAUUGGGUUGUUCCUGUCUCCAUUAUCACCAUUUCUGUAGCGGUUAGCGUCUUGUUCUCCCGCAAGAGAUAAGUAGUGUCUUUCUUACCUCCGAGAUGAUCUGUUAUAUUGAGUUACUGGGGAUUCAGCUUUACAAGAGAACUCCCCAUUAUAGAUUUUUGAAUCACAGAUAUGAUAUAGAUCAUUAUUAUUAUUCACUUUCAUCUGAUUUUUGAGUUUGAGACCAUGUUUCAAUACACAGAUUAAUGAUAUACGAUUAAUGGAUGGUUUGGUUUGCUGGUA